AAUAAAGAACGUUGUCAACUGUCAAGUGGUUGAGUUGUCAAUUUUAUGUUUUUAAUGUAAAAGUAUGGCUAAUUCGAAUGUCAUAGCCGCAAUCGAUAAAGUGCGGGUUAUUGUUUUAGGCGAUUCAGGGGUUGGAAAAACAUCGUUAGUUCAUUUGAUAAGUCAUAAUAAAGUAAUUCGUUCUCCCAGUUGGACAAUUGGGUGCUCUGUGGAGGUAAAGCUUCAUGAAUAUCGAGAAGGAACUCCUGUUCAAAAACAAUAUUUUAUUGAACUUUGGGACUUAGGAGGUAGCAGUGCUCAUAGAAAUGCAAGAUCAGUGUUUUAUACGCCUACACAUGGAAUGAUAUUAGUUCAUGAUUUAACAAAUCGUAAAAGUGAAGAAAAUUUACAAAAAUGGCUAUCCGAAGUAUUGAAUCCAGAGAGUUGUAGUUUUGGAAAAAAUUAUUCACAUUAUGAUGAAUUUGAUAGUGAAAACUUUUUGGGCUCCACACAGGUAAAGAUUCCUAUUUUGGUUGUUGGCUCAAAAUUAGAUUUGUUAGAUUCCAAAAUAAGAACUUCAAGCCAAAAGUCUAGAAAUAAUAUAGCUGAACAAUGCGGAUGUGACGAAAUAUUUAUUGAUUGUUUGGAUGUUAGAUCCUUUGCUGCUGGUAGUUCUAAUGCUGUUAUUUUAAGUCGAUUUUUUGAUAAGGUUAUUGAAAGAAAAUAUUAUACCCGGGAAAUUACGACUCCUUUUGAUAAACGACGUGGUGUAUCAACAACUUCAUUUUUUGGUCCAUAUUCACCUCCAAGAUUGUAUCAUAUGGAUUAAAUUAAAUAAUAUUAAAAAAAAUCAUAUUGAUUUAAAUAAAACGAAUUUAUAUUAUUUUUAUAAGAAUAUAAUUUUUGACAAAGAAACAAAUACGUAGUUCUGCAAUUCUCCUCUUUACACCGGCAAACGAAAAUAAGGAUUCAUUAGGCGUAUAUGAGUGACUAAAGAUCAUAAAUCACAGGAGUCGCUUUGAUGGAAGUAUCAAAUGGUCGUUUAAAAUUUUGAUUGUAAAUUUGCUUUAAUUCUUAAGGGACAUUCAAUUUUCGAAUUAAUAAACUAAUAGAGUAUUAUGAACGAAACAACUACAUUUUUACAAAAAUAUAUAUAAUACUAUUGAAAAGGAGAAAUCUAUGAAGAGUAUUUUACGCAUUUUUAUUAAAUUAAAAUCCAUUC
Chrysoperla carnea is the source of this 1201-nucleotide messenger RNA. RefSeq names its product rab-like protein 3. The coding region runs from base 65 to 808 and encodes 247 amino acids. Lineage: Eukaryota; Metazoa; Arthropoda; Insecta; Neuroptera; Chrysopidae. Gene Ontology annotation, biological process: intracellular protein transport. The record is from RefSeq and is a predicted model, not a curated record. Gene Ontology annotation, molecular function: GTPase activity; GTP binding. Gene Ontology annotation, cellular component: endomembrane system. The transcript has 5 exons.